AUGGUGAGACAGCCAAUCCUGCCAGCGCUUGUUCAGAGCUGCUGGCUAGCCGGCCUAGCUGGUGGGGAGGUAGAUGCGCGUGGGAAGGAAGAAGUGGCGUUUGACAACACGGGCUUACGCGAUGUUUGCAAAGCUAUAGAGCGGCUGAUACGAAAAGCGUUUGAUAGCAGCCAAGCUGAGGUGGUCAGCAGACUUGCACUGGAGAUGAUUGAGCGACGUGAGGCAGGCGCAGAAUCAAACAAGCGGCCCUUCUACGCUAGGCAUCAAGUUAGUACCAUCAAAAAGUACAGCCAGAAGCUGGUGAGCGUCCUCUGCUACCUGUGGCGCACCUAUGACCAGGUUGAGCAGCCGCCAUACCAACUUACCAGCACGCAAGACGCCCUCUUGUGGUCACUCCAGCAAAUAGCCCGCUCAGACGACGCUGCGAAGAAGGAGAAACUGGAAGAGCGAUGCCUGCGCUUUUGGAUUGCCUUGCUUGACCACAGCCUGACAGGCAACAAGCACGAGAGCGCACUGCUGAGCAGAGUGGCUGUCCUCGGCCUCAAGCCUGAUCACUAUGGCGGUGGGUGGGUUCCAGCGCACGAGUUCUCGCCAACGCUGUCCACUUUGAUCACUACCUCGAAAACGCUCGUAGUGCAUUGUGCCUGCUGCCAGCGAGAUAAAGCGCUUCAGAAGGACCCUGUUACAGCCCCUACUGCGUAUGAGCUAGUUAAAGACAUGUUAGAACAGUUUAUGACGCUGUCCAACUUCAAAGGCACACCCAGUCCUAUAAAUCAAAUGCUCUGCUUGCGUACGCUGGCUAGAGCACAGGCAAGGCAACGUAAUACUCCUAGUAUCGUGUUGUGGGACAGAGACCAACUUCUCAUUGACAAGCAGAGCUUUUCGCUAGCCAAUCUCCAGUUGAUGGUGAAGGGACUCUGCAAGACAGUGCGGUUGCAGCUAUUUAAGGACGUCCUACUCUUGGAUCUAGACGAAAGGGGUUGCGUGUGA
Molecule: messenger RNA, 990 nt
Organism: Didymella exigua CBS 183.55
Lineage: Eukaryota; Fungi; Ascomycota; Dothideomycetes; Pleosporales; Didymellaceae
Exons: 2
Coding region: 1-990 (329 amino acids)
Source: RefSeq, a predicted model, not a curated record